Messenger RNA from Cydia fagiglandana, 3253 nucleotides. RefSeq names its product nuclear pore glycoprotein p62 (gene Nup62). Bases 154 to 2382 code for a protein of 742 amino acids. The record is from RefSeq and is a predicted model, not a curated record. Lineage: Eukaryota; Metazoa; Arthropoda; Insecta; Lepidoptera; Tortricidae. Gene Ontology annotation, molecular function: phospholipid binding; structural constituent of nuclear pore. Gene Ontology annotation, biological process: RNA export from nucleus; protein import into nucleus. The transcript is spliced from 16 exons. Gene Ontology annotation, cellular component: nuclear pore central transport channel; nuclear pore.
AUGUUGACAGAGUGGUGAAAUAAUAUAAUUGACUUUUUUUUUGCAUAUUUUAAAGUAAUACUCAAAAUUCACUACAGGUUAAUUAAAAAUAUACUGUUAAACACAACGCGUGACAAAUAUUCGUGAGUUAAAAUUUGAUCUAGGUUCGAAAUCAUGUCACUGUUUGGAUCACCAGCCACGACUUCCGCAGGAACCUUCGGCACUGCUACGCCUUCUACAGGCUUUGCAUUUGGCGCAACGGGUGAUAACAAAUCAGUAUUUGGAUCAGCAAACACAGGCUUUUCUUUUGGUAGUGGUGAUGCGGCAAAGCCCACUUUUGGAGCAGCAACUACUGAGAAUAAACCAGCAUUCAGCUUCAACAGUCCGACCAGCAAUGCACCAGCAUUUGGGGCCAGCUCUUCAUUUUCAUUUGGAUCAGCAGCUAAAACUACUGCUCCCACUUCGUCAUUAUUUGGUUCUCCUAGUACAACAACCGCAGCACCGGCCUUCGGAGCGAGCAAGCCUCUCGGAGGCUUUGGUGGGUUCUCAUCCCCGCCCAACCAAACAGUUGGGAGCCCCGGAUUUGGCCAACCAGCACAGACUGGAGGACAGAGUUCACCGUUCGGCGGUGCCACGCAGACACCCGCAUUAGGACAAGCUGGGCAGGCCCAAGGGUUAACAUUCGGCUCGCCGGCGAACGCGAACAAGCCUGCCAGUGCGUUCGCAUUCGCUACGCCCACGUCAGGCUUCUCCGCGCCUCAGCCCGCCGCUACAACCGCGCAGGCUCCAAGUUUCGGCGCCGCGACGCCGGCGGGAGGCUUCGGCAGUUUCGGUACCACUACUGCUGCACCACAGGCAGCGGCGACAACUGCCACUGGGUUCGGGUUCGGCCAGACCUCUACUCCGGCGCAGGGGCUCAACCUGACCCAGCCCGCAUCGGGGGCGGCCACGGGGCUGAGCUUCGGGUCCACCUUCGGGAAGCCCGCAGCGACACAACCUGCAACCGGUUUAGGUUUCUCUGCGCCACAAGCCACCCAAGCUUCGAGCCUCGGUUUCGGUACAACUCCAGCGACAACUCAAGCAACGGGACUCGGUUUCGGAGCAGCACCGUCAACUCAAGGAACUGGACUGAGUUUUGGAGCCGCACCAGCAUCUACCCAAGCAACUGGGCUUAGUUUUGGAACAACACCCGCGUCAACAGGCACUGGACUCAGUUUUGGAACUACUACUUCCGCUACUCAGGGAACGGGGCUUAGUUUUGGAACAACUCCAGCAUCAACACAAGGAACUGGACUUAGUUUUGGUGCAACUCCAGCUUCCACACCAGCGACUGGUCUUAGUUUCGGGGCGCCGGCUUCCACCGGUACUGGACUUAGUUUCGGAGCAACGCCGGCCUCGAGUGGAACUGGGCUUAGUUUUGGAGCUGGAUCUACAGCUCAAACGACGGCUAGCCUCGGUUUUGGAGCGGCUUCAACGACCGCGACGACGGCCGGGCUCAGUUUUGGGACGACGUCGACCGCGGCCACUUCAGCAGCAACUGGGCUCAGUUUUGGAACUGCGACUAGCAGUGCACUUGGUUUUGGGAAAACUCCGGCUAGUACUGCUGCCACUACUGCCGCUACAAGCUUCCAGCUCGGCAAACCGGCCACAACCAGCGCUGGCGGAUUCAGUCUCACCUCGACCGCCAGCACACAACCUUCAUCCGCGGCAUCCACGACAGCACCUUCCGGCAUAACAGCGUUAGGAAAAACCACCGCCGCCACUACCAUGCCGUCUCUACUCCCUGUAACGACCACAGCAGCCGCGCCGCCUCAGCCAAUCACCUCGAUCACGUUCGCGCAGCUCGAAGAGAACAUCAACAAGUGGACGCUAGAACUUGAGGAACAGGAGAAAACGUUCAUCAACCAGGCCACGCAGAUCAACGCGUGGGACCGGCUACUUAUUGCUAAUGGAGAAAAGAUAGUAGAAGUAAACGACACCGUGCAAGCCGUGAAGAACGAGCAGCAAAGUCUCGAGUUGGAGCUCGACUUCGUGCUGGCGCAACAGAAGGAGCUCGAGGACUUGCUCGCGCCGCUCGAGAAACAGCUGCUCGAGUCCGGGGACAGGCCGCGAGAUCCCGAGAGGGAGCAGAUGUACAACUUAGCCGAAAACCUAGACUCGCAGCUGAAGACAAUGUCGCAAGACUUGAAAGAAGUUAUUGAACACCUCAACGAGACCAAUAGAAGCCAAGACAGUAAUGAUCCAAUCGGUCAAAUAGGGCGCAUUCUAAACGCACACAUGUCGUCAAUGCAGUGGAUAGACAACUCCAUCGCUCAGAUAUCAACCAAACUGGACCAGCUGAAAGCCACCCACGACACACUGAGGCGGGACAACGAAAGAUCGUUUCAUCUAGCUUAUAACUAAAUUAUUUGUUGUUAGGCUUACUAUUAAUAAAAAAUUCUGAGAAGAGACUUAAGUACUGAGAAAAUAAGAUAAACGAGUGCGUUUUAAAUAAUGUAGUAUGGAGCGUAGCUAGCACAAAAGCCAACUGCAAAAUACAGAUGUGAUGCAAUUGAAUGCAAGGGCCGGUUUUUUAAUUUCGUGACGCGACGACAACCAAGCCGCAUACAGCCAAUAAUAAUAUAGUCCAUUUUAGCAAUUUGUUACGUUCAAAAUUCAAAUUCGUACAGAGCGGCGCGUUGGUCGAUAUGGGACCGGGAGUUCUCCCGGUUGUGUCUGUUCAUACAUUACAUACAUACAUACGGUAUUUUUACCCUGUUGAGCCAAAUGAAUAUUUUUGAAAAAAAUAUAUGUUAUAGAACAUUAGUUUAUACAUAAAAUACCCAAAAUUCGUGGGUGUCCCCUAUUUCGGAAAUAAUAAAAAAAAAUUUGAAAUAUUAAAAGAGAAAAUAUUACUAAUUAUAAGGAUAUUUGGAAAUCCAUUUUUUUUUAAAUAAUUCAUCUAGAUUACUUACAUAAUGUGUAUAAGUUACAAAAAAAUCGGUUCGGUAGUUUAGUUAAAAAAAAAUGAAAACCAAUUUUCAAUUUUUUUAAUUUUCUCAAAAACCUGCAGCAUUUUAGGGUUAUUUUUUUUGUGAAAUAGCAUCUUACAUCUGGCCUAAUAAAUUGGCAAAACAGCAAUCAAUUUGGCUUCUGGGGCCGAUGCCCCAUACAAACACGGCUAGACCCUUUAUUUCUAAAUAUUGGAGAACAGAAGGCGAUUCAUAAUUGUAUUAUUGAAACUGCAAGAACAUUUUCCAUCAUUGUUAUACAAGAAUAAAAGAAUUUUCAAUGU